Molecule: messenger RNA, 3997 nt
Organism: Alosa alosa (allis shad)
Lineage: Eukaryota; Metazoa; Chordata; Actinopteri; Clupeiformes; Clupeidae
Gene: ptpn4a
Product: protein tyrosine phosphatase non-receptor type 4a
Exons: 26
Coding region: 1-2799 (932 amino acids)
Biological process (GO): protein dephosphorylation
Cellular component (GO): cytoskeleton; cytoplasm; cytoplasmic side of plasma membrane
Molecular function (GO): cytoskeletal protein binding; protein tyrosine phosphatase activity
Source: RefSeq, a predicted model, not a curated record
AUGGCUUCCCAAUCUCCAUGCCGGCAGAAACUACAAUCCCGGCCAAGCAUCGGGCUGCAUGCUGGGACGGGCUGCCUUGAGGUGCUCUGUAACGUUCUCCUGCUGGACAGCACUGUGCAGGCCUUCAAAGUCAACAAGCACGAUCAGGGACAGGUCCUGCUGGAUCUAGUGUUUAAGCACCUCGAGCUGACAGAGCGGGACUACUUCGGCCUCCUGCUGGCUGACGACACCUCCGACAGCCAGAGGUGGCUGGAUCCAAACAAGCCCAUCAGGAAGCAAUUAAAAAGAGGGUCUCCGCAUAGUUUGAAUUUCAGGGUCAAGUUUUUUGUCAGUGACCCGGGCAAACUUCAGGAAGAGUAUACAAGGUACCUGUACUUUCUGCAGCUCAAGCAGGACAUUCUCAGUGGGAGGUUGCCCUGUCCUCACAAUACUGCCGCUCUUCUGGCCUCUUAUGCUGUUCAGUCCGAGCUGGGAGAUUAUAGCCACUCCGAGCACUUGCCUGGCUACCUCUCGGAAUAUAACUUCAUCCCCAACCCACCGCAGGAUUUUGAGAAGGAGAUCGCUAAGCUGCACCAGCAGCACAAUGGACUAUCUCCUGCAGAAGCAGAGUUUAAUUAUCUGAACACAGCGCGGACACUGGAGCUGUAUGGGGUGGAAUUGCACUAUGCAAGGGAUCAAAGUAGCACUGAGAUUUUAAUUGGGGUGAUGUCCGCUGGGAUUGCCAUUCACAAGAACAGGGUACGAAUCAACUACUUUCCAUGGUUGAAGAUUGUAAAAAUAUCUUUUAAAUGUAAACAGUUUUUUAUUCAACUCCGAAGAGAGCCGAACGAGAGUAGAGAGACACUGCUGGGCUUCAACAUGGUGAACUACCGCGCCUGUAAGAACCUGUGGAAGGCCUGUGUGGAGCACCACACCUUCUUCCGCCUGGACCAGCCCGUGCCCCCGCAGAAGAACUUCUUUGCACAUUACUUCUCCCUGGGCUCCAAGUUCCGCUACUGUGGGAGGACGGAGGCGCAGUCGGUGCAGUAUGGAAAAGAGAAGGGCAACAAGAACCGUGUGUUUGCCAGGUCUCCCAGCAAGCCCCUGGUGCGGAAGCUGAUGAGCGGGAUGGACUGGGAGACGGUGAGCCGGACGUCGCUCUCAGACGACCGCCUGGAGACGCAGAGUCUGCCCACGCGCUCACCGCCGGGCACCCCGAACCAGAACUCCAUGUUUGCACAAGAGGGCACACGUGUGCGUCCAUCCUCCGUGGGACACCUGGUCGAUCACGUGAUUCACCCCUCCCCCAGCCAGACAUUCACCAAUCACAAAUCGGCCUCCUCCACACAGGCCAAUAGCAUCAGCCUUGACUCCACCCCGUCUCCCGAUGUGGACGGUCAGCCCCCGGCGUUGCCCCCUAAGCAGUCCCGUCGGAGUCAGCUGAGCCACUCACCCUCGCAGCAGGAGCUAGACAACAACCACGUCAACGAGCUCUACGACACACCCGCGCCCUCGGACAAGAGCAUGUUGAAUGGAGUGGUCCCUCAUGACAACCUGGUCCUGAUUAAGAUGAGGCCGGAUGAGCAUGGGCGGUUUGGAUUCAAUGUCAAGGGCGGAGCGGAUCAGAAGAUGCCCAUCAUCGUGUCGCGGGUGGCCCCUGGAACCUCGGCGGACCUGUGCGUGCCGCGGCUGAACGAAGGGGACCAGGUGGUUCUGAUAAACGGGCGGGACAUCUCUGACCACACACACGACCAGGUGGUCAUGUUCAUCAAGGCCAGCUGCGAGGUCAAUGCCGGAGAGCUCAUCCUGCUGGUGCGCCCCAACGCCAUCUAUGACGUGGUGGACGAGCGUCUAGACUCUGAGCCGGACUUCCAGUACAUUCCAGAGCAGGCGAGUGGCGACCGGUCAGCACUGGACCCCGAGGCCUGGAGGAUCUCCAUGCAGCAGCUCCGAGAGGGGCUGACCAGCGGAGCUAUACUCGCACAGUUCGACCAACUGUACCGAAAACGUCCUGGAAUGACCAUGUCUUGUGCCAAAUUACCUCAGAACAUUUCCAAAAACAGAUACAGGGACAUAUCUCCAUAUGAUGCAACGCGGGUCAUCCUGAAAGGUGGUGAGGAUUACAUCAAUGCCAAUUACAUAAACAUGGAGAUCCCUGCGUCGGGGCUGAUAAACCGGUACAUAGCGUGCCAGGGCCCCCUGCCCAACACGUGCAGCCACUUCUGGCAGAUGAGCUGGGAGCAGGGCUCCUCUCUGGUGGUCAUGCUCACUACACAGGUGGAGCGAGGCCGGGUCAAGUGUCAUCAGUACUGGCCCAAUCCUUCCUCCAGCGCUACCUAUGGCUGUUUCCAGGUCAACUGUUUGUCUGAGGAGGGCAACUCUGCCUACACAGUCAGAGAGAUGACCCUCACCAACACUGAGACCCAGGAGGAGCGGCCACUGACCCAGCUGCAGUACAUGGCCUGGCCGGACCACGGCGUCCCCGACGACUCAACAUACUUCCUGGACUUCGUGGGUCUGGUGCGCGGCAAGAGGGAGGGCAAGGACCAGCCGGUUGUUGUGCACUGCAGUGCUGGGAUUGGCCGGACGGGAGUUCUCAUCACCAUGGAAACAGCGAUGUGUAUGAUCGAGAGCAAUCAGCCUGUGUACCCAUUAGACAUCGUGAGAACAAUGAGGGACCAGAGAGCCAUGAUGAUUCAAACCCCAAGCCAGUACCGGUUUGUAUGUGAGGCGAUCCUGAAAGUGUACGAGGAGGGCCUGGUUUCUCCGCAGUCGACCCCGGUCGAGGAGGAGCCUGGAGCGGCGGCAGACCAAGCCUGACCGGCUGCGGUACCACUGACCCAUGUGCAGCGCCCCCUGCUGACUGACCAUGUAGGGGGAGGACACUGACUGGAGGGGAAAGCGAGAGGGAGAGAGGGGUAGGGAGUAAAAUAUGAAACAAAACAAAAAAUCUAAGCACUGAUGCACUUUAUGUUAACAAGAGAAAAAGAAACAGUCAUAUGUGGAGAUUUAUGUUUAAACAAACAAAAACAACAACAAAAAGAAAGAAAAUAAGUGGGGGGAGGGGAAUUACAUAAGGUUGCAUAAUUUGGUAUUUUCUAGAAUUAACAAGCUUUUCAGGGUGAUGUUGAGUAUGUGUGGAUCGCUGUAGUGCCAUAAAUUAGGACAAGCCCGGUGGAACAACAUACCAGAGAACAAUCGGACAACAAGACAAGACAUCAGCGCUCCUUACUCUCAUGGCAGGCUGUCUAUUUUAAAAGGAUAUUUAUUAUAUUUUAUUUGUUUAAAAGAAGAAAAAGGCUUAUAGAUUCUUUAUUCUUUAUUUUUUUCUCAUGCUGACAUUCUAAAUUGGGGAAAUAAGUAUCACUUCUUUUUUUAAUUAUUAUUGUGAUAUUCUAGUUUUUUUUUUUUUUUCCUUUCCUGCAAUACAGUUCUCACUCAUGUGAUCAUUGACAAUGUGGUCAUGUGACCUGUAUGAUCAUGUGAUCAGGAUCGGAAUCUCUGCUGAAAGGACGUGAGCUGUUUUUGGGCAGGGAGUGAUUUUGUUGUUUUUUGUUUUGUUGUUGUUUUUUUUUGUGUGUGUGCUGCAUAAACUGGAUCCUUCUGAAACUGGACCGGAGGCUUGUCUCCUUCCUCGUGCUCACUCUUCUCUCACACACACACACACACACACACACACACACCAGUCAUACCUGCCGCUCUCUCUACAGGGAGAUUCACAAUCCACCCAUUACUUGGUGGGCACUAUAUGUGUGCAGUUUCUUUUCUUUGUGUGUGUGUGUGUGUGUGUGUGUGUGUGUGUGUGUGUGUCGGGGUUGUGAGUGAUAGUGCUAGCCUUUCAAGUGCUCAUGGUUUUUUUUAUGGUGCAAACAUCCUCUGCCAGUCGCCUUCAACUCCCACCAUGCUUUGUAACGAUUCCCCGCCCCACCUAAAUUACCAACAAACAAACUGUAGAUACACACGUCUUGAUUUGUUUUUGAAAAUUUUCCUUUUUUUUUUUUUUUUUACACAUUUGCUU